GGAACCGGAGCCGAGUAGAGCAGGGCACGAGGUGGUGGUCGGUAUGGCGGGAGGCUCGAGCGGCGUCUCAUUUCUCGGGGUUGUGCUGCUCGCUGCGAUUCUGUUGCAGACCGUGGCCGUUACUGUCACCGUGCUAUACUUCACUAACGUCCUCAACACGAUGAAGGAGACGUUUGCAAGGAGCAGUGUGUCGUGUCUGACACGGGCCGACCUCAGAGAGGGAUACGUACGCUCCUCCACCGAGGGGAGAGGAGACCCCUGCUGGCAGGUCACACAGCAACUACACACCCUCAUAGAGAAGUCUCUGUCUCAGCGAUAUCAGAGGGAGAUCUCCUCAGCAGUUAGAGGUGAGGUGUCCAGGGUGUUGCCCUCACUGGUGAUGGAGGACCGGGCGCCUUCUCGCCCGAAUGUCGCCGCCCACGUCACUGGCAGCUUGGCUCCCAAAGUAGAGAGGGAGGGAGGAGGUUCUCCGGGAUGGCGUGUGCAGGGGCAGAAGAUCUCGUGGUGGGAGGGGCAUAAAGGGCUGGCAUUCCUUCAGGACGUCCGAUUGGUUGACGGGGAGCUGGUGAUGUCUCGCCCAGGACUCUACUAUAUCUACGCCCAGACCUACUUCAGACAUACCCACCGAGAGGAGGGGGAGGAGGAAGAGGAGAGGGAGCAGAGGGGGAGACCCAUGCUGCAGUAUGUCUAUAAGAAAGUGUCCUCCUACCCAGUACCCAUCCUGCUGAUGAAGACAAGCCAGACUUCCUGCUGGUCCCGGGACUCCCAGUUCUCUCUGCACUCCGCCCACCAGGGGGGGCUGUUCCCAUUGGCUGCCGGAGACCGCCUUCUCGUCACCGUUAGCAACGCCUCAGCCAUCGACAUGGAUGAGAGGAGCAGCUUCUUCGGGGCUUUCCUGGUCAGCUAGAGGUCAGGAGUUAGUCUGCAUGGUGACUCAAGAGGGCUGGAACCUGGGACACACACUGUUUGGGAGCCAUGUGUGAAUACUGACAGACACAUCAUUUGAGAGCUCUGUGUGUGGUUGUGUGUGUGUGUGUGUGUGUGUACAGCUGUACAAAGCUUUAAGCUGUGACUGUGCUGUACAUGUGAGGCGGUGUGAGCGGAGCUUGUGUGGUUAUCCAAUCAUCUUCCACCCUGGUGCCAAUGAUCCAGCCUUCCCUCACGGCUCAUCAAGGUCUGUGCUGACUGGAUGAUUGUGAACGUCUUAAUGCUCUUUUCAUCCUAAAAGGACGAGUCUUCUUCUCCUGUUUAUAUGAACUCAGAGAUGGUUUUAAUGUAAAAAUGAAUGUGGGGUGUUUCUGUGUUAUUACUGUAUGGACAUUGAAUGUUGUUUGAUUGUAGACUAUGACAUAUUCUUAACACAACCCCAAGCUCUCACCUGAGUAACACUGCCUGCAACCACACAUUUAAUUCAGCACUUUUUCACUUUGUUUCACAGUUAAAACGAUUCAGGCUAGGACCCAGGAGGCCCUAGUGUAGCCCAGACCCUCCGUCACUAUGGGAACCAGUGUUAGGACACGGGUAAUGUUGACUUUGCUAAAAUAUGUAUUGAUUCUCCCACCGACAGACAGAAGAUGGAAUGAUAGAUAUAUCCGUAGUUACAGACAAGCAGAGACAGAGGUCUGGACAGGGUUGCCAGUUAAGCCACUUCAGUGGAGGAGAAUCGUCUGCAGAUGUUUUUUUGGCGGUUGAAUUGUUUUACCAUUCAAUCAUGACUCAUGUAAAUCCUGUGUGUGGCUGUGGAAGUGACGUUACCAUGGAGACACAAACACACACUAAAUAUGUUGUCAAUGUUAAUCACUAGUGCUGGAGUCCAACUGCUCUCAUGUAAAUAUGUGUACAAUAAAGACACUAAAAUAGG
Coregonus clupeaformis (lake whitefish) is the source of this 1861-nucleotide messenger RNA. RefSeq names its product tumor necrosis factor ligand superfamily member 10. NCBI's taxonomy places the organism in Eukaryota, Metazoa, Chordata, Actinopteri, Salmoniformes, Salmonidae. The transcript has 6 exons. The record is from RefSeq and is a predicted model, not a curated record. The coding region runs from base 44 to 907 and encodes 287 amino acids. Gene Ontology annotation, molecular function: tumor necrosis factor receptor binding. Gene Ontology annotation, biological process: immune response. Gene Ontology annotation, cellular component: membrane.